This is a messenger RNA of Aedes aegypti (yellow fever mosquito), 1790 nucleotides long. RefSeq names its product adenosine kinase (gene Adk3). Gene Ontology annotation, molecular function: adenosine kinase activity. Gene Ontology annotation, biological process: purine ribonucleoside salvage. The record is from RefSeq and is a predicted model, not a curated record. NCBI's taxonomy places the organism in Eukaryota, Metazoa, Arthropoda, Insecta, Diptera, Culicidae. The coding region runs from base 233 to 1387 and encodes 384 amino acids. Gene Ontology annotation, cellular component: nucleus; cytosol. The transcript is spliced from 5 exons.
CUAGUGUUAAAUCGAAAGUCGUCGGCGGCGGCGGCAACUCGCGAGCGGAUGCAGUUCUAGUGUAGUGACCGUCGCGUUCCGUCGUGUGUGGAUAGAUGAUAAUGCAUCAUCAGCUGACCCAACAAGUUCUGAUCCAGUAUCGUACAUAGGGACUCCUGCAUACAUCUAACGAUCUGCUGCUGCUGCUGUUGCAUUCCCGCGUUUCGUUCCGGAGAUAUCUAGGACACCAAGGAUGACUAAAGAUUCGCAAAUAAGCAGCUGCGAUCGCUGCCCAAGGCUGGUCGCGUUCGGAAAUGUGCUGCUGGACAUCAGCGUCGAGCUGCACGACAACAAAAUCCUCAAGGAGUUCGACCUGAAGGAAGAUGACCAGCGGGAAAUUCCGGCGGACAAGUUGGCCCGGUUGGGGGCCGUUGCCGUGGAGACAUGCGGUAAACCGAAAUACAAUCCUGGCGGGUCUGCACUGAACACGUGCCGAAUUUUGCGCGCACUUGGCGAGAAGAAUGUGAUGUUUUGCGGUGCCAUUGGCGUUGACGAGAAUGGAGAGGUUCUUACGCAGAUACUGAAGGAUAGCUCGUUAGCCACGUGCAUCCAAACCUUGCCGGAGCACUCGACGGGCACUUGCAUCUGCCUUAUCAGCGGAGAUAAGCGCAGCCUCAACGCAAACAUCGGGGCGUCGUUGCACUUCAAGAAGGAAUUCGUUAUGUCACGUUGGUGCCAGAGCAAGAUCGGAAGCUGCAAUUCAGCUGCUCAUACCGACAGCGAUGAGGAAAUUCGUAUCUUCUACGUUGAGGGAUAUUUUGUGCCGGAAAAGUUUGCCAUAUGCAAGUACAUCUACGAAAAGUACUGCAAGGGAACGCCGAAUCUGUUCGUAACGAACCUCAAUGCCAGCUACAUACUGCAGAACUUCACCAAAGAAAUGCAACACCUGGUCGAGCAGGCCGAUUUGGUAUUUGGCAAUCUGACCGAGUUCAUCUCGUUGGCCGAAAUCUAUGAAUGCCCCACCGUAGAUGAUCUGGCCAGGUGUCUGAUUAGGAAGUACUUAAAAAUCAAUCGGGAGAAAAUCCUGGUUGCGACCGAUGGUUCCCGAAGUGUGCGGUUCUACCACGGCAACGGCAGUGCAUUCUAUGCUGAAUCCUAUCAGGUUCCGAUUAUUCCCAAAAAAGCAGUCAUCGAUACGACCGGUGCUGGGGACUCGUUCGUUGCCGGGUUCCUGUACAAGUACAUGAAUGGUGAAUGCCCCACGCUGUUGGACUGCGUUCGAUAUGGCAGCAAGGUGGCCGCCAAAGUCAUUCGUCAAGUAGGAUGUAAUCUACCCUCGUCCCUACCAACUUCUCCGGUUAGCGGGCUGGUUACACCCGUUGAUGAGGUUGAAUCCAAACUUGCCUAGAACAGAACCAUUGCGAGCUACUUAUCCUUAAAUGUACAUCCUUAGUAACUUAUUAGCCCGGUACAGGUGUACUUAACGCUUAUUAUUUAGUCCCCUUAGAACAAACUAAUGGUGUUCUGUUUCUUAAUCUCAAAAUUUUGGUCCGUAAGAAGGUAGUGUGAUCUCAUUUUAUUUCGUGUUUAGUUUUAGUGCUUAAGAAUAGCAUCGAUUGUACGCUGACUAUACAAAGGCAAAGAAAGUAUACAUUUCUAGGUGAUAGUUUUGAAUCUCUAAUGAUACCUAUUUUAAUGAUGUUUCGUUAUAUACGUUCACAAGCCACAAAUAAUGCAAUCGCUGAAAAACAAGCCACAUUUGUUACGUAAGGUCAUUGAAAUAUAUAUUCAAAACUGUUGAUUACAUGGUA